GCCCGCCGAUUGGCUGCGGGCCCUGGGGCCGCUUGCGAUUGGGCGCUUCGAAGGCGCCGGGCGGCGGCAACAAAAAUGGCGGCGGCGGCCGAGGAGGAGGCGGCGCGAGCCCUGACGGCGUGGCGGCUGAGGGAGCUGCCCGGCGUCUGGGUGAACACGGUCUGGGACCUAGAUUUCACAGAGACCGAACCUCUGGACCCCAAGAUAGAAAGGGAGAUCACAGGAGAUGGGUUGAACGCUUUCACCUGGCUUUACCGGGCUCUCUCUCCAUUCACCGUCGUGGACAAUGAGAACAGACAGAGUAUCUGGGCCUUGUUUGCUGAAAACAACCUCUCGCAUAACGCUCUUGUGGCUGUGUUGUACCACUUUGUCCAAGCGGGCCUGGAUAAAAGAGCUAACGCGCAGCAGAGGGUUUAUGCUCUUCAUGCAGCUGGGUUGUACUUCUUAUUGCUCGAAAUCCCAGGUAGCAUAGCUAGCCAGGUGUUCCACGUGGUGAUGUUUGAUAAAUGUCUUCAAACCCUGAGAAAAAGCUGGCCUCAAGAACCAAACCUGAUGAGGAAAAGAAAGAAGACACAUGCUCAAAGCCCGCAGACCAAUGCAAGAAGAAAUAGAAAGAAAGGAAAGCCAAGCAGGAAUAGGAACUCCAAUGUGGAAGAGAUACUUGAAGAGGAGGAGGAAGAGGACCCUGACAAGGUUUACUUUUCAACUGAUGAUCUUCUUCAAGUUCGCAAAUCAAUCUUUCUUCUUUUGAAAAACUUCCUAAGACUUCUACGUAGGUUCUCCUUAAAAGAAAAACCUCAGUGUUUGCAGAACUGCCUGCAGAUCUUUGUUGAAAUGACAAACUUUGAGCCGGUGGAACACGAGUUCGAGUUUUCAGCAACAAUGAACAUUAAUCAAGCCAAGUAUAUCCCCGAGCUGGCCUAUUAUGGGCUGUGGCUACUGUGCUCCCCUCUGCAUGGUACAGAAAAUAAGGUUCUUCGUCGUGUCUUCCAACGGAUCCUCAAUGUCAUUCUGAUGGUGGAAGGUGGUGCAGGUUCCAGACGCCCGGUUCUUGCAAUCACAUCAGCUGUGAUCAGUGCCAGGAAUCAGGCUGUAAAAUUCAUCAGUUCUGUAGUAGAGGAGCUGAAAGAAGUUGCCUUUCCUGUUCUUCGGAUAUUACUGCAACAUAUCUGCACCAAGGUCCCAGAUAAGGCUGAUUAUCGCACAUAUGCUGCACAGGCCUUGGUGAAUUUGCUGAAUAAACUGCCUUGUGUAGAGUUUGCUGACUUCAUUGCUUGGCUUUAUAAAUACUCACAAAACAGUAAAAUUUCCUACAGAGUGUUUGCUCUUGAUGUAGCUUUAGCUCUGUUGGAUGUGCCAGAGAGAAACUCAGGCCUCUCCUUGUCGCUGGAUCAGCAGAAGUUUCUAAAGCAUCAGUUUUUAGUACAGGUCAUGGUGUUUGGCCGGUGUUCGGACAAAGCACCCAUGGUCCGUAGCAAAGCUUUAAGCAGUUUUGCCCAAUGUCUGGAAAUGAAAGGUGCUGCCACCUUGGAUAGUAUACAGGAUUUAUUACAAGGCUCCUAUGACCAUGCAGUCUUGGAAGCAAACACAAACAGUGCAAGUUUGAUCAUUGGUGCAGAAGCUACAUCCAACAAUCCACAGAAGACCCUACCGACUUUCAAAACUAUUGAGCUGACAGACGGCAACGAUACUGCUGUGCUUGAUGGAAAGAAAAUCAUGGCCAUGCUCAGACUGAGAGCUGGGGAUGAGAAAACCAACGUGAGGAAAUCUGCUCUCCAGGUUUUUAUGAAUAUCCUGAAACACAAAGUGAUCCCUUGCACUACAGAAGAUUUAUCCACUCUUCAGGACCGUUGCCGGGACCCUGCUGUUUCUGUGCGGAAGCAGGCCUUGCAGUCUAUAACAGAGCUCCUUGUGUCUCAGCAGGAUAACGUCCUGGUGCAGAAGGCCUGGUUACACGGAGUUGUGCCUGUUGUGAUGGACACUGAAAGUUCUGUUCAAGAAAAGGCCUUGGAUUGCCUUGAUCAGGUCUUGUUGCAGCAUAUAAAGCAUUACAAGAAAUUCCAGAGCGAAGAUGAAAAACAAGCUCUAGCGUGGGAUCUCCUUACCCUCCUGACUUCAGAGAGCCAGGAGCUGAGCCGUUACAUGAACAAAGCUUUUUAUAUUUGGUCCCAGCAGAAAAAAUUCUCUUCCACAUUCAUCAAUAACGUGAUGUCUCAUGUGGAAACGGAGCAUGCCGUGCCAGCUUGGAUGUUGCUUGCUAAGGUGGCAGGUUCUUCACCCAAGCUGGAUUAUUCCAAGGUCAUUGAAUCCUGGGACAGUGUCAGCAGGCAGCAGAACACGAGCACUGACACUAUAGGACAUAUACUGUGUGUCAUCAGUCAUGUCGCAAAGCACCUCCCUAGGAGCACCUGCGAGAGGCUGAUUGAUAACAUCAAUUGCUGGCUGAGAGAGUUUCAAUGUCCCCUGGAGGUGAUUAGCCCAGCUGUAGAAACUCUGCAGAAGCUCUGCCAUGCAUAUGCAGAUGUACCAGAGAAGACUCAGGAGCUGCUCGACCAGGUAUAUGGAGACUUAGUAACCAUCUGUGAAAGUUAUAUUUCGAAUAUAGUCCUCAAAGAAGAUGGAGCGGAGCAAUUGCAAGAAGAUCUCUUUGUGAGACACCUCUUCACCUUGGGUGAGGCUGCACAGCUGUGUCCAGCCAAAGUGGAGAAACGCAUCUUUCUUUUGAUUCAGUCCAUUCUGGCUUCUUCUAACCAAUUGUCAACUUCUCUAGAUGGUGAGGAAAUUCCAGCUUCCCAGCCACUGUCCCAAUUUAGAGGAUCAGCUAUGCCUCCAGUGAUCAGAGCUCAUGCAUUCAUUACUCUAGGUAAAUUGUGUUUGCAGCAUGAAGAUCUGGCAAAGAAAUGCAUUGCAGCUCUAGCUCGAGAACUGGAGGUGUCGCAUGAUGUGGCUGUUCGCAAUAACGUCAUCAUCGUUAUGUGUGAUCUGUGCAUCCGCUACACCACCAUGGUGGACAGAUACAUUCCCAGCAUUUCCAUGUGUCUGAAAGACCCCCACCCCUUCAUCCGUAAGCAGACGCUGAUCCUGCUUACCAACCUUCUUCAGGAAGAGUUCGUGAAAUGGAAAGACUGUCUCUUCUUCCGUUUUGUCAGCGUCUUGGUGGAUCCAAAUCCAGAUAUUGCCAGGUUUGGAGAGUUCUGCUUGGUGCAUCUCUUACUGAAGAGGAAUCCAGUAAUGUUCUCCCAACACUUAAUUGAAUGCAUCUUCCAUUUCAAUAGCUAUGAGAAACACGAGAAGUACAACAGGUUCCCCCAGAGCGAGAGGGCGAAGAAUCUCUUCUCUCUGAAAGGAAAAGAUAACAAAGAAAAAAGGAUGCAUAUCUACAGGUUCCUCCUGGACCAUUUUACAGAUGAGCAGAGGUUCAACAUUACAACAAAGAUCAGCCACAGUGUCCUAGCAUGCUUUGUGGAUAGGGAUCUUCCACUGGACAUGGAAGCCAGUGAGCUGCUCUCAGAUACGUUUGCAAUCCUUAGCUGCAAAGAAAUCAAGCUAUCAACUAUGAGAUCAAAACCUGAUGAGGACAUUCAGCCUGAAGACGAUGAAUUGGCAAUGGCCAAUGCUGUCAUGCAAGCAGCACAAAAAAAACUCAUUUCACAGGUUCAAAAGAAGAACUUCGUAGAAAACAUCAUCCCGAUAAUCACGUCACUGAAGUCUUUGAUGGAGCAGAAGAAGAUCCCAGCUCUUAGGGACCUUAUGAACUACCUGCGGGAAAUGAUGCAAGAUUACCGAAAUGAAAUCAAAGACUUCUUUGCUGUGGACAAGCAGCUGGCAGCCGAGCUGGAGUACGAUAUGAAGAAAUACGAAGAGCAGCUGGAGAGGGAGAAGGAGUUGGACCAAGAGCAUGGCUCGUCAUUGCAGGCAGAGCAACCUCCAUCUGUGGAGACAGCUGUUCCUUCUGGUGGCUGGAAUAAUAACGCCCAGUCCCCUGUUGGGAGACAGCCCUCAUCCCCUCAAUCAUGUCCUACCUCUGUGUCUGAGUUUACUACACCUAGAGCUGAUGUUCUGAAACAACCAUUACUUGGUCGCAGGCCAACAUCUUUGAGCACGCUUGCCAUCCUGAACUCUGCCCGGAAAGCAGUGGAGGACAGAAACAAGCAACGCAGCAAGAGUGUCGGGGGAAAUUUAUCAGCUCUGUUGUUUCCAUCGAGCACAACUGGCAGCAAGCAAGUAUCUUUUCAAAGUGUGAAUCAACAGUCUACUGGAGCAAGUGUUCCUGUGGUGGGCCGUGCAAUCAGCACACCAGAACAGACCAUUAAUGACUUGACUUUUGGUGCUGGGGUCAGUUACAUCAGUUUGACGCACACACCCGGUUCGGCUCCAGAGAAGAAAGAGGCCGAGGACCAGCCGAGAGAGAUUAUCUGUUUGACAUCACCAGAGAAACCACCGUCCCUGCCACGGGAGUGGAAAGUAGAGUCUCCAGCAAGGAGAAAAAGCAGUCAGCGUGUGCCUCUGAGACGGUCCCAGCGGAGAACUCCUCUGAAACCAGACAACUGAUCCUUUCAAUGAAGUUUUGUACAGAAUCCUCAUCAUGUUGUCUGAAAUCUGUCCCUCUCCUCUGUAAUUAUAAAUCAUUGUGGACAGGUGUCCUGCCUUCCUUGUCUAUUUUUUUUAUUAUUUUUUUUUACGUGAAUCUCUCUAGAGUAUGGACAUGCAGCAAAGCUGGCACUAACACAUGCAUUAUAAGCUGCUGCUGCUGCUUUCGACAAAGCUCGCUGAAGUACUAGAAAGCUCCAAUAUAAAGGAAGGCUUGCUAUUCACUCACAGGAUGUAUAAUUUGUCCAUUUGGAAAAGUAAGAGCGUAAUGUUGCCAUGAGCUUUGCAAUAAAUGCGUUUAUCACAGCUUGCAGGGAAGUGAGUGGCUCAGCUUAUUCACUUGAUCCCUCAUUGUCCCUCUUGGUGAUAUACUAGAAUUGCUUUAAUUUGAACAAAGGUAGAACAGCUUGUUACUGCCACACCCCUGAAUCUGGUAAUUGCACGCUACAUCACCUCUUAUUUGUUGUGCAAACUCCUGUGUGUAUGAACAGCCUUAAUGUUCUUUUAUAUGGAAUAUUUCCAUUCUUGAACUGUACUAUUUCCAAUUAUUAAAAUUUUAUGAAAAUAAAUGGUUACAGAAUUAA
Oxyura jamaicensis (ruddy duck) is the source of this 5174-nucleotide messenger RNA. RefSeq names its product non-SMC condensin II complex subunit D3 (gene NCAPD3). Gene Ontology annotation, biological process: meiotic chromosome condensation; mitotic chromosome condensation. Gene Ontology annotation, molecular function: histone binding. The coding region runs from base 76 to 4551 and encodes 1491 amino acids. NCBI's taxonomy places the organism in Eukaryota, Metazoa, Chordata, Aves, Anseriformes, Anatidae. Gene Ontology annotation, cellular component: condensed chromosome, centromeric region; condensin complex. The transcript has 35 exons. The record is from RefSeq and is a predicted model, not a curated record.